AUGGUACCACCGUACCAGGUCAAUUGUACCCAGUUGCACCGUUCAGUUUUACUGAAUUUGGAUGACCCGAAUUAUCGGAAACUCAGUUUGAUGCAUUCGGUUUCAGCCUCCUGUUUAAGACAAAAAUCACAUGUUAUCAGUUUUCUUUUUAUAGUCGAAAGAACGAACUUAAUCUGCAAGAUAUAUCCAAACUUAAAAGUUGACCAAAUCUUCUUGGAUGACAUUGACAUCCCUGAUAUAGCAAUAUGUGGAACCCCAGAAUUGAGAAUUUUACGCUGUGACCUUAAAACACAUAAUACUGUUAGAGAAAGAAUUGAUGGCUGUAACAACUAUAUACUUCCUAAUGCAGCUGAUUAUGGGGUCUUUAAAGAUUAUUGCCUCACCUUCAAAGCUAAUGAAGCCAUCAAAUUUACCAAACCGGAAAUAGGUGGAUACGACGAGAUUGGGUUCAGUUUCUAUGAUAACACAACCGCUUCAGAGGCAGGCACUAUUGGCAUAGCAUCACUAACCAUACUAAUAAUUCCUUCUGAUUUUAAUCCAGUGACAAAUCCGAACAAGAAGGCUAUUAGCCAAAUGGACGAAGCAACUUUGUCAGAGUUUAGGCUUCAAUUAAACUUUAUUGCUGGGAUGGCCAGAUAUGUUGCAGUGGUCAAGUUUAAAACGAGUACUUAUAGGUCUAUUCUUCCGAAGGAUGCUCGUGCUAUUUUUGGAUUAGAGCCCAAUUACCACGUGACACCAAAAACAGAAAAUUUUAUCAACUAUUUUCCUUUUAAUAGUAAUCCAUCUGAUAUACCAGUAGGAACAACUGGUUACUUUUCUGUAUCUGCUGGAAGCUUUAUUCAAGAACAGACAAGCGAAGAACGAUCGAAUACUGUUCUUGGUGCGAUUGCAGCAGCCGGUGGCGCUUUUGGCGUUACGGCGGGUGUUAUAGUAUUUUUUUUUGGUGAUUCUCGUUUAAGUCCACGGGGCUUUGUACAUAAAUCUGUUAAUUUCUUACAAGAUUCAAAAGAAUUAUUUGAACGUAGUAGAUUUCAUCCGAAACUUGAUUUUAAAUUUUCAAGUAUUAACGACAAGGAUAAGGAUAUGCUUGUAGAUGAAUUUAGAAAUAUUAGAUAUGCAGUUUAUUACCAUCUGUUAUAUCAAAGUAAUAAUAUUGUCAACAAAAUGAACAAAGUUCCGAAAGGGUUCAUAAAUAAGAUUGAAUAUGUGAUUAUUAAGAUUAACAUUUUUUUUAGCGGAAUUAAAACUGGGUUCUAUUACUGGUUAUUUAAUGCAAAAUAUAUUAAGGAAUGUCUUGAUAAAUAUAAAAAAGAGAAACUUGAAUUAUCAUCAAAUAUAAAUGAAGAAGAUAAGAAAUUGCUUAACGAUGAAAUUGACAAAAUCAGACAUGUUAUUGAUGUAUACUCGUUAGGUAAAUCAGAAGAAAAGGAAAAAGUUGCUAAAUAUAAAUAUGAACGAGAAUUAAAAUUUUCAGACGAUACGAAAAACGAAGAUAAAGAAGAAUUGCAUAUAAUAAGUGAAGAAGAUCAGAAAUUGCUUAAUGACGAAUUUCGCAAAAUUAGGAAGUUGAUUGACAAACAUUUGUUAGAUAAACCAGAUAUUGAGGAAAUAUUCGAUGCAUACAAUUUUCUUAAAAAUAAUAAUUUUUCAAAGGAUAUAAAGGGUAUGGGCGAAGGAGAUACUCUUCAAAAUAAUGAUUUUUCAAAGGAUAUAAAAGAUAUGGACGAAGGAGAUACUCUUCAAAUUGAUGAUUUUUCAAAAGAUAUAAAAGAUAUGGACGAAGGAGUUAUUCCUCAAAAUAAUGAUUUUUCAAAAGAUAAAAAAGAUAAAAAAUUGCUUGACGAUUUAUUUCAACAAAUUAGUUACGUGAUUUUUAAUUACCUAUUGGAUAUACCGAAAGAUGAGGAAAAAUUCAAUAAAUAUAAGGAAACUGUUCAAAAAUCAAAUUUUUCAACUGAGAUGAACGAUAAAGAUAAGGAGUUGCUUGCAAAUGAAUUUAAUAACAUUAAACAUGUGAUUAAUUGCCACCUGUUUAAUGAACGAAAAAAUCUAAAAAUAUUUGAUAAAUAUAUAAAAGAACGAAAAUUAGAGUUUUCAUCAGAGAAUAUGAGUGAAAAAGAUAAGAAAUUACUUACCGGUAAGUUUAGCAAAAUUAGAGAAGUAAUUGAUAAUUUCUUGUUAAAUGAGCCAACUCGCCUAUAUUUAGACUUAGAGAAUAUGAAUGAAAAAGAUAGGGAACCACUUUUAUCUUAUAUCAAUAAUCAUAUCAUUGACAUCAAUAAUGAAAUUCACAUGAUUAAGCGUGAUAUUGAUAAAUAUAUAUUAGAUAAGGUGUAG
Rhizophagus irregularis DAOM 181602=DAOM 197198 is the source of this 2337-nucleotide messenger RNA. RefSeq lists its product as uncharacterized. NCBI's taxonomy places the organism in Eukaryota, Fungi, Glomeromycota, Glomeromycetes, Glomerales, Glomeraceae. The record is from RefSeq and is a predicted model, not a curated record.